Messenger RNA from Hemibagrus wyckioides, 5459 nucleotides. RefSeq names its product hypoxia inducible factor 1 subunit alpha a (gene hif1aa). NCBI's taxonomy places the organism in Eukaryota, Metazoa, Chordata, Actinopteri, Siluriformes, Bagridae. Gene Ontology annotation, biological process: cellular response to hypoxia; regulation of transcription by RNA polymerase II. The transcript has 15 exons. The coding region runs from base 673 to 2256 and encodes 527 amino acids. Gene Ontology annotation, molecular function: RNA polymerase II transcription regulatory region sequence-specific DNA binding; DNA-binding transcription factor activity, RNA polymerase II-specific; protein dimerization activity. The record is from RefSeq and is a predicted model, not a curated record.
UAUUUUUUUUUUACCUAAACGGACAGUGUUUUGUCUGUUCGCUGUCCGGAGUGUGGUGAAAUAUAUGGAAAAAUAUUUUCCGUUAACACCGUGAGGAAACUAGGGGGACGUUUGUUGGCUGUUGCCUAGUGACGAUUUAAAAUUAAAGAAACGAUGCUUGUGCGCGCGCACGCUCUCGCGUAUAUAUAUAUUUCCAGAGAACGAGCGCAGUUCAAAUCGAGCCGCUCGCGACACUGGACCCAGCGUCAGGUUGUUUAGCUAGCUAAAAAGUUUAGCAUUUCGACACGACGUUUUCCGACACUGUUUUAUUAUUUUGUUUUUCUUUACGUUUUUCCCCUUGCCUUUCUUCUCGGACCACCGAGUUGGUCAAUAAUCUUCGUGAGCCGGCGAUUAAUCUACAUAAUGACUUCAGGAGCCGCAGCUGAGAAGAAACGCAUGCUCUGUCCCCCCUGAAAGUCUGAAGAAAAGGUAAGCAGCAGACAGAGCUGUGAGCGGAGGAAGGCGAGGUGUCGUGAUGCGGCCCGCUGUAGACGGGUGAAGGAGACGGAGGUGUUUAAUCAGCUAGCCAAUCAGCUUCCUCUCCAUCACAGCAUCACAGAGAGCCUUGAUAAAGCCUCGAUCAUCCGUCUCACACUGAGUUACCUGCACCUGCGCUCGGCCCUCAACACAGUGAUGAUGGCCGAGCCGUCUGAGCUGGACACGCAGUGGAGCGCUUCCUGUCUCAAGGCCCUCGACGGCUUCCUCAUGAUUCUUUCUCAGGAUGGAGACGUCGUUUACACAUCAGAAACUGUCAGCAAGUGUUUGGGGAUUUCCCAGAUUGAUCUGUCAGGACAGAGUGUGUUUGAUUUCACUCACCCAUGUGACCAUGAAGAGAUCAGAGAGAUGCUGGUUAACAGAACAGGUUCCUGUAAGAAAUCCAGGAAUGACCAGAGUCGCUUGUUGCGGAUGAAGUGCACUCUGACCAGCAGAGGGCGCACUGUCAACCUCAGAUCUGCUACAUGGAAGGUUCUCCACUGUUCUGGUCACAUCCGUGUGGAGUGCACGCAGAGCAGUACCUAUGAAGAGAACAGUAUGCCGGUGUCAUACCUGGUGCUCAUCUGUGAACCCAUUCCACAUCCAGCUAACAUCGAGGUUCUUCUAGACUCCAGAACAUUCCUGAGCAAACACUCACUGGACAUGCGCUUCUCCUACUGCGAUGAUCGGGUCACACAGUUGUUGGGGUAUGACCCUGAGGACCUCCUUCAACGUUCUGUGUACGAGUUUUAUCAUGUGCUGGACUCGGACAGUCUGAACAAAACACACCACAAUUUGUUUGUAAAGGGCCAGGCGUGUACAGGUCAGUACCGUAUGCUGGUGAAGGGUGGAGGCUUUGUGUGGGUCGAGACACAGGCCACUGUCAUUUACAACAACAAAAACUCUCAACCGCAGUGUGUCAUCUGCCUCAACUACGUCCUCAGCGGUGUUGAAGAACCCGAGCUCGUUUUCUCUCUCCAUCAGUCAGCAAUAAAGCAGGAAAAGGUGGAUGAGUGUGGAGCAGAGAGAAAGAUACAGAGCCAGGAAGCAGUGACUGGGAUAAAUGAGGAGAGGAUAGAGGAGAAGAGGGAGAGAGAAACAGAGCUACAGACAGAUGCUGACCUCACACUGGACUUCACCAACACGGAGACAGAAACGUCAGCGCUCAGAGACGCUCCUCUCUACAAUGACGUCAUGCUGCCCUCCACCAGUGUCCUGUCACCUCUUUCACCACCCACAGAACCACCCUGUGCCGUCUUGCCCCGGCUGGAGGACUUCCCCUUCCAGUCGUCCUCUGCUCUGGUUUCGUCCGGUCGCGGUUCCGCUCAGGUGGUAGAGGAUCUGGAGUUGGAGAUGUUGGCUCCAUACAUCUCCAUGGAUAAUGAUUAUCAGCUCCAUAUGCACACAGAAGGCCCAGAGAAUCUCCAUUCGGUCAAGAAAAACACCAGAGCGCACACAAACGGCAGCGAUACGCAUCACAUAGAACUGCCCGGCGAAGCUCCGUCUUCCACAAGUCGGCCGAGCCAGAAGAGAAAAUUAGAAACUAUUCCUCUGUCUCGUGCCACAGGUGUGGUGGUAGCAGACUCACCUCAGGUCAAAAGGUCAAAGGUCACAAUGCCAGAGGCUCAUCCACCAGCCCCCAUGCCGGAGACUCUGACUAUACUGCUUCUCCCCUCAGAUGUGUUAAACCAGUUAAUGGUAGGAGGAGCCAUCAUUAAGUCCCUCCCACACAUCGCUCGUUAGGAUGUUAACGCACCUGUCUCUGUGUGGGAAAAUCCUGCUGCAGGUGGGGGAGGAGCUUCGGCACACACCAGACUAAAUUACAGCAAAAUUUUUUAUUGCACAUCUGAGAUUUUGUAAUUUGUUUAACUGUAAAUUGAAAACUUUUUAUUUUGUAUAUUUUAUUUUAAGGCAUUGUUGUUUAAGCCAAGGUGGCUCGUUAUCGAUCGUUAUAACGCUCAUGACUCAUUAUUUUCAUUUCAACAUCCAACCCACGCAAAUUUAUACGGUUACAAGAACCGUAUACUUCCUCAUGCGUUAAAUUAUCUUAAAUCAGCAGUUUUUAAGUGUUAAGAAUUUAAGUCUUAAAUUUUAAAUCUGCCACUAACCCCACCUCUAAACCUACCUCAACUUCUUACCUAAGCAUGACUGCCUCUGCAUAGGCAGGAGGCGAUACGCAAAAGCCACGACAUGACACGAGACGUAUCCGAUACAGGCUGCGGGAGACGACGUCGACUUCAACGCUACAGAAAAUUUGAAUGCAUUUGACAAAUCAAUGUGGGAUCAAUACACUGUACUGGAAGAAAAGUAGAUCAGGGUUUACAAUAUAAUGUCUCACUUUACCCUUUUAUUAACAUUUUAAAAAUAUAUUUUCAGUCUCAAAUAUAUUUAAUGGCGAUAUUAAUGUGGAAAGGUUGUUUAAAAGUAGUUUGUGCCUUAAAUGAUCAAAUAACAAAAUUAAUUUCUGCUCACAUCCACUGACCACAACACGCUGUGCUCCUGAACUCUGUUAGAGGUGUGCCAUUACGCUUCCUUUGGAUUCCUUUAACUUCUUAUAAAGUCAGCAUGCCUCCAGACAGAUGUUCUCACUAUGCACCUCCAAGAAGAUAAAUUCUUAUUGCCAGUGAUUUGUAUUGUAAAAUUUUCUCAUGCCUACCUCUAACACUUCCCCACCUCUAUUACUAACAAUAACCCCUCUAACACUUACCCCACCUGUAUUCCUAACAAUAACCCUGCCUCUAAUGCUCACCCUACCUCUGUUCCUAACAACCCCCCCCAAACACUUACCCCACCUCUAUUCCUGUCAUUAACCCCGCCUCCUUCACCCACCCUACCUCUAUUCCUAACAAUAGCCCCGCCUCUAACACUUACCCCUUCUCUAUUCCAAACACUAACCGUGCCUCUAACACUUUCCCCUACCUUUAUUCCUAUCAAUAACUCUGCCUCUAACACUUACCCCACCUCUAAUGCUUACCCCACCUUUGUUCCUAACAAUAACCCCCCCUCUACCACUAACCCAACCGUUAACACUAAUCCUGCCCCUAACUCUAGUCUUUAGUUUUUAAUUUUGGUUAAACUUGUGUCCGUUGUAAUCAUUUACCACACUGUUUAACCUUCUUUAACUUUAAAAAAAAAAAAAGGUAAUAUAUUUUUCCAUGUAUGAGGGCAAAAAAAAUCUCUUGCAACAUGUUUGAAUAUUUUGAUAUGAAGGUGUUUAAUCUUGUGUUCAAAUAAUUCACUAUUUAAUUCAACAAUAAUUCUAACUAACAUUUAAUGUACAUGUUGUUUAAACACCACUCUGCUUCGGACGCACAACUGUACAUACAGAGGAACAAAUGACCAGCAGCUUGUGCAAUAUAAUUUUAUGUAAUUUUUUAAUUCCUGUCAAUCACAAUCUUUCUUUUUUUUUUGCCUCGUUUUGAACCAUAGUGAGUGUGUCUGUACAACAUGUGCAUUUAAAGUGAUUCCUGAUUGUCUGUUAUAUCUGUGUGAUGGAGAUUUAAAUAUGUAUAGCAAAUAUAUCAAAUGUAUAUAAAAUACAUAAUGACGUAUUUUAGAAACAGAAAUGAAAGGUUGGAUAAAAGUGAUAAUUUUAUGCUAACAUAUUUCCUGUAUUUCUGAUGUUGUUUAUGUACACCGAUCAGCCAUAACAUUAUGACUGCCUGCCUAAUAAUGUGUUGGGCCACCUUUUGCUGCCAAAACGGCCCUGACCCAUAAAGGCAUGGACUCCACUAGAUAUCCCUGAAGGUGUGCUGUGGUAUCUGGCACCAAGAUGUUAGCAGCAGAUCCUUUAAUUCCUGUAAGUUGCGAGGUGGGGCCUCCAUGGAUAGGACUUGUUUGUGCAGCACAUCCCACAGAUGCUCGAUUGGAUUGAAUUUGGAGGUCAAGUCAACACCUCAAACUGGUUGUUGUGGUCAUCAAACCAUUCCUGAACCAUUUUGCUUUGUGGCAUGGCACAUUAUCCUGCUGAAAGAGGCCACAGCCAUCAGGGAAUACCGUUUCCAUGAAAGGGUGUACAUGGUCUGCAACAAUGCUUAGGUAGGUGGUACAUGUCAAAGUAACAUCCACAUAGAUGGCAGGACCCAAGGUUUUCCAGCAGAAUACUGACCAAAGCAGGACACUGCCUCCGCCGGCUCGCCUUCUUCCCAUAGUGCAUCCUGGUGCCAUGUGUUCCCCAGGUAAGGGAUCCACGUGAUGUAAAUGAAAACGUGACCAGGCCACCUUCUUCUAUUGCUCUGUGGUCCAGUUCUGAUGCUCACGUGCCCAUUGUUGGUGCUUUUGAUGGUGCACAGGGGUCAGCACAGGCACCCUCACUGGUCUGCAGCGAUGCGGCCCCAUACACAACAAACUGUGAUCCACUGUGUAUUCUGACACUUUUCUAUCAGAACCAGCAUUAACUUCUUCAGCAAUCUGAGCAACAGUAGCUUGUCUGUUGGAUCGGAUCACACGGGCCAACCUUCACUCCCCACAUACAUCAAGGGGCCUUGGCCAUCCAUGACUCUGUCUACAUUUGGCCCUUGUCAAACUCGCUCAAAUCCUUAUGCUUGUCCAUUUUUCCUGCUUCUAACAUCAACUUUGAGGACAAAAUGAUCACUUGCUGGCUGAUGUAUCCCACCCACUAACAGGUGCCAUGAUGAGAUCAUCAAUCUUAUUCACAUCACCGAUCACUGCUCAUAAUGUUAAGCCUGAUCGGUUUAUACACGUGUGUGUGUGUGUGGGCGAGUUUAUAUGUAUGUCUCCACACGCUUAUUAAUGUGUUUGUUAACAUUUCUCCGGGUGUAUUAAUGUAAAGUGGAGAUUCGUGCUCCAUGUGGUAUGAUGAAACUCACAAAUUUGUCACGUUGUUGUCUUUCACUCGAUUUCAGUGUAAAUCAUGAUGUGUUUUGUGGGAAAAUCACCAUGUCUUUCCCUGUCUCUAAAAUGGAAUUAAAGUUGCUGUGGUGUGU